Messenger RNA from Strongylocentrotus purpuratus (purple sea urchin), 2894 nucleotides. It is a transcript of the gene nars2, whose product is annotated as probable asparagine--tRNA ligase, mitochondrial. The transcript is spliced from 12 exons. The record is from RefSeq and is a predicted model, not a curated record. Gene Ontology annotation, biological process: asparaginyl-tRNA aminoacylation. Gene Ontology annotation, molecular function: ATP binding; asparagine-tRNA ligase activity; nucleic acid binding. The coding region runs from base 136 to 1692 and encodes 518 amino acids. NCBI's taxonomy places the organism in Eukaryota, Metazoa, Echinodermata, Echinoidea, Camarodonta, Strongylocentrotidae. Gene Ontology annotation, cellular component: mitochondrion.
AAUAUAUUUAGCACAACCAUAGUUCACAAUUUAAAAUACAGAUGCGUUUCUAACUUGAUUAUGAUUGUAUUUCGUGAGGUGUUAUAUAAAACAGCAAUGAGGUGAGGAAUUCAAAGGAUUAGAUGAACUCCAAACAUGAUCACAAUUACACCUUUACAGAGGCAGAGGUCGCCUGAAAAUCCCUUUUGCUCCCUUUCUCAAAGAUACCUUAGGAUAAAAUCCAAGAUGGCAGCGCCCAUGGUUUGCAACCACCGUGGACAUUUUUUGAAGAUAUUACAUCUUUUGCAUGGCAGACCACCAUUCAGCAGAGCAUUUUGUGACUCGUUUAUUGCUAAGAGUGUCAAAGAUUUGAUCGGUGUUGUGGAAAACGUCGGAAAAGAUUUUGAAGCAAAGGCAUGGAUCAGAGGUUUGAGACAACACAAAGGAGUUACAUUUCUGGAUGUUAAUGAUGGUUCAUGUGCUCAGGAUCUACAAGUUGUAGUCAAACCCCAAACUGUCCAUAAUAACAGUGAAUUUACAUUUGGUGGUGCUAUAGAGGUCAAAGGUCAGAUUGUGAAGAGUCAAUCUAAAGGUCAACCAAUCGAACUGCUUGCAUCUUCCAUUCAUGUUACAGGGGCAUGUGAAGCAGAGGCUUACCCCUUCAAAGCCAAGGUGAGGCAUCCCCUGAAGUACACAAGACAAUAUCCCCAUCUGAGAUCCCGCACACCCAUCAAUGGUGCCCUCAUGAGGGUACGAAGCUCCGCAACCCUUGCUGUUCACAACUUCUUUCAAGAUGAGGGAUACGUCAAUGUCCAUACACCGGUGUUGACCUCCAGUGACUGUGAAGGAGGAGGAAACCUUUUCAGAGUUCAACCUUCAGAUGAUGAGAAAGACGAUGAUGAUCAUUUCUUUGGAACUCCUGUCUACCUCUUAGUGUCUGGACAACUCCAGCUGGAAACGAUAGCAUGUUCCCAUACUAAGGCCUACACGUUUGGCCCCACCUUCAGGGCAGAGAACUCAAGGACAAGACGUCACUUAGCAGAGUUCUACAUGGUCGAGGGAGAGAUUGCUUUCACUAAAUCAUUACAGGAUGUAACUGAGGUAAUGGAACAAUUUGUGAAAUCUGUUGCCAGUGCUGUGUAUACCAAGUGCUCAGAAGAUGUUCAGUUCAUCAGUGAACGAACCAUGGAAGGCACCAGAAACAUGGAAGAAGUACAAACUGCAUUGCAGAAACCAUUUAUGACACUGCCCUAUACAGAAGCCAUCUCAAUAUUGGAAAGACAUAAAGAUCAAUUUGAAUUCACGCCAUCAUGGGGCAUUGACCUGCAUUCUGAACAUGAAACCUUCUUAGUUCAUCACUGUGGAAACAUCCCAGUCUUUGUAGUAGACUAUCCCAAAGACAUUAAACCCUUCUAUGCCAGGCAGAAUGGCGAUGAUAAAACGGCAGCAGCUGUAGAUCUGUUAGUACCGAGGAUAGGAGAGCUGAUAGGUGGUAGUUUAAGGGAGGAACGCCUAGAUGUACUCCAGCGUAGAAUACAACACUCAGGACUACAGGAUGAUUACCAAUGGUAUCUAGAUUUAAGGCGAUUUGGAACUGUUCCCCACGGUGGUUUCGGACUUGGCUUUGAGCGUCUGCUACAAUUCUUGCUUGGCGUGGACCACAUACGAGACGUCAUUCCCUUUCCACGAUUCCCCGGCUCUUGUCUUCUCUGAUGGUGGUAGUACGCACAAGUUAAACUGGUAUCUUGGGCCAUAUUCAAUUCAGAAUGGGGAUUAAUUCAGUAUUUUACUUAGUAUGUGGCUUAGCUCAGUAAAACGUUUUUCAUGUAUUCAGAUCACAUCUAAGUACUAUACUUUAGAAAGCCGGCUUUAGGCAAAAUACAGAUUGCCCAAGCAUUGUGACGUCACAUAGUUAUUCCAAAGUAAUGUGCAAUUAACUAAAUAAUUGUGUAUAGAAACCACGGACCUGCCAAUCAAGGCCUCCAAAAUAAUAUGCUCAAGUCUGCUUGAUGGCCGUCUUCAGUUUAAGGUACGAUACUCAGCCAAAAGCUUUAACCGAAUACCAAAGUUGGCUAAGUAUUUGAGCUAAGCUGAAAACUUAGUAAAAAACUAUAUUUUGAAGAUAAUCAGUGAAUUAAAUACUGGCCCAGAAUCUUAACAGAACCAAGCAGAAUACCAAUGAACUGGCCUGAGUCAGACUACUAGCUAUAUUGGAAUGUUUGAAACACAUGUCUAGCUUAAUGACUAAACUGCAUGGGGCAAGGGUACUGAAAGCUUUCUUUCCCUUUUUGAAUAAGGAAAGUGAUGUGUAUGUAGUGCAUGAGAAUCCUUUGCAAAUAUUGAGGCAUCAUCUAAUUUCAUGAAAGUUUGAAUAUCAUUGUUUUGUCAAGGCUUUCCCCUCAAAGAUUCAGUUUUAGGCUCAGAUAGUGUCAAGUUUCAACAGAAUUUGAGGAAACACUUUUAUUUAUUAUCCAUACAAUGUGAAAUGUAUGCCACAAAUUAUAGCCUUCUAAAUACCUCCUUGAAAUUGAUCAUGAGAGGAGAAUGUAAACCACAAAGAUUUAUUCUGAAAUGCUUGUGUAUUUGAAAAAUGACAAAUUUGGUACUAAAAGUGCUAAAAACACUGUACUGAUUGUAAUACUAGUAAUCGAUUUAAAGGCAGGACAAAAUGUCUACCUUGUCAUUUUGAACAAGAAAGAUGGGUAAUUUACUUUAAAAACACAUACUUCUGCUUGAAAUUUCAUAGAAGGAAUAUAAGCAAGACUGACCCAUUUCUGCAAACCUGUUAUGUUUUAUAACAAGUAAGCCAUCAGAAUAAAAUAUAAUGAGAUUUGUUAUGCCAAGAGAAUAAUUAUGUGAAGUCUUCUUAAGACGUUUCUAUGGCACAUAGAUUAAAAUAUAUGUAUAAAAUAUGA